GCGACACACAGACCUCAAAUGGCAGGCAGCACAGAUUCACAAAACGGGGGGCGCGUUGUAGCUUCUGAAUGUGGGGACCCCUCGAUUGCUACGGAAAACCUCUCGGACUCCUCAACCAUCAAUAACCCAGCUGAUAUCAGCGUCAUAGUUGUAUACUUCGUUAUGGUGAUAGCGGUUGGAAUAUGGUCGAUGCAUCGGACCAAUCGUGGCACAGUGGGCGGGUAUUUCUUAGCAGGGAGGACUAUGGUAUGGUGGCCUGUGGGCGCCUCACUCUUUGCCAGUAAUAUCGGCAGCGGUCACUUCGUGGGAUUGGCUGGAACUGGAGCUGCGAGCGGAUUGGCUGUAGGAGGCUUCGAGUGGAAUGCAUUAUUCAUUGUUCUGCUGUUGGGAUGGCUGUUUGUUCCUGUUUACCUGACAGCUGGGGUGAUCACGAUGCCUCAGUACUUGAAGAAGCGUUUUGGAGGGAGUCGCAUUCGUCUCUAUCUCUCAGUCAUCUCCCUGUUCCUCUACAUCUUCACCAAGAUCUCUGUAGACAUGUUCUCUGGUGCAGUUUUCAUUCAGCAGGCGUUGGGUUGGAAUAUUUACGUGGCAGUGAUUGCGCUGCUGUGCAUCACAGCUCUGUACACCGUCACAGGAGGCCUGGCUGCAUUGAUGUACACUGACACAGUCCAAACCUUCGUCAUCAUCGCAGGAGCCUUCGUCCUCAUGGGCUUCUCGUUCAGUAAAGUGGGGGGGUAUGCGUGUCUGCUGGAGCGGUACAUGAAGGCUGUCCCGACGCUGACCCAGUCGCUGGUCCCGCUGCAGUAUAACAUCUCGUCCAGCUGCUUCACCCCCCGGACCGACUCCUUCAACCUGCUGCGGGACCCCGUCACAGGGGACCUGCCCUGGCCCGCCGUGUUCGGCAUCGCCAUCGUGGGGGGGUGGUACUGGUGCUAG
Molecule: messenger RNA, 936 nt
Organism: Acipenser ruthenus (sterlet)
Lineage: Eukaryota; Metazoa; Chordata; Actinopteri; Acipenseriformes; Acipenseridae
Product: sodium/glucose cotransporter 2-like
Biological process (GO): transmembrane transport; sodium ion transport
Cellular component (GO): plasma membrane
Molecular function (GO): D-glucose:sodium symporter activity
Source: RefSeq, a predicted model, not a curated record